This is a messenger RNA of Sinocyclocheilus grahami, 1935 nucleotides long. RefSeq names its product drebrin-like protein B. The transcript is spliced from 15 exons. The record is from RefSeq and is a predicted model, not a curated record. Gene Ontology annotation, biological process: regulation of actin filament polymerization; neuron projection morphogenesis; positive regulation of dendritic spine morphogenesis. Gene Ontology annotation, molecular function: actin filament binding. Bases 292 to 1812 code for a protein of 506 amino acids. Gene Ontology annotation, cellular component: postsynaptic membrane; postsynaptic density; cortical actin cytoskeleton. NCBI's taxonomy places the organism in Eukaryota, Metazoa, Chordata, Actinopteri, Cypriniformes, Cyprinidae.
UCUAUUGAUCGACAGAAAGGCAGAAGCAUUUUCUCUGUAGCCUAAUAUAUUUCUUUUAACACCAUAUAAUGUUUUCUAUAUUUGUUUCCUUAACUAAUAUGUAAGGAAAAUAGGCUACACGUGCUCUCUCUUCCUCGUUUCAAUUUCCCCAAAACUCGCUGAACCAGAUUUCAUGGGACAGGUGCGUUUUUAAAACGGCAGAAGACGGUCCACUGAAAGAGGAAGACAGGAUUAAGAGUAUAUCUCCAUUAAAAAGUUCUCCACGAGUUUGUGCAAGUUCAAUGACCCACUAUGGCAGUAAACUUGAGUAAAAACGGACCCGCGCUUACAGACGCAUAUAACGAAGUGGUGAACGGGAGAGCGGCCACAAACUGGGUGUUGUUCACCUAUGAAGGAAACAGUAAUGACAUUCGGGUUGCAGGGAAGGGAGAUGGUGGGCUUGAAGAAAUGGUGGAGGAACUGAACAGCGGUAAAAUCAUGUACGCCUUCUGUAAAGUGUUGGACCCCAGCUCUGGAGUUCCCAAGUUUGUGCUCAUCAACUGGACUGGCGAGGGAGUCAAGGACAUUAGAAAGGGUGUUUGCGCCAACCACGUUCAUUCAAUGUCCAAUUUUCUGAGGGGUGCCCAUGUGACCAUCAACGCUCGAUCAGAUGAUGAUGUUGAACCUGCUGCCAUCAUGGAAAAGGUGGCCAAGGGCUCAGGCGUCAACUACAACAUCCACAAAGAAUCAAGCCAGAACAAUAAUUGCGAACCUCUUGGACGUGUGGGUUCUGUCUAUAAAAAGGUCAGUGCUUUAGAUGAAAUCCAAAUUACGGACAGAGACAACUUCUGGGUUCAGGCUGAGCAAGAUGAAAAGAACCGGCGGCAGGAGGAGCGCAGGAAGGCAAAUGAGGAGAGGCAGCGUCAGGAGAAAGAACGGAGGGAGCAGGACGCUCGAGAGGCAAACGAACGAGAACAAAGGCGGAGGGAGAGAGAGCAAGGGAUCGACCAACAGAGGCUGUUUGAAAAGAAACAAGAGGCAGGAAAUAAAGAACAGGAGCAAAGAAAAUUGGAGAAAGAGCAGAAGGAACACCAGUCUCCUGUCAAAGCAGGAAUAUUGCGAUCUGAGUCUGUGCAGAAGGCCAAUGAGGCAGCAUCAAUCAUCUCUCAGCGUUCCAUCAAUCCCAGAGAGCUGUUCAUGCAGAAGGAGAGAAGCUUGGCCAACAGUGCAACACCUUCUUCAGUCACCCGACCAGGUCAGUUGAGAAGCCCAUUUUUAUCCCAGCAAGCAGUCAGUGCAGAAAACCCUCCCAAUGAAAGCAGGUCUCAGCCCCUAUCUCCAGUUCGCCCUGCGGCAGCUGCCUCAGUUUCACAUAUACCAGCUCCAGUCUCUCCUGUGCACGAAACUCCGGCUUUCCCAGUAAAAUAUGAAGACCCCUUCUCUGAUGAUCCAUUUGUAUCUGAACAAGCUGAAGAUUCUGAAGAUGAAUGGGAUGCAGAUUCAGGUGAGGAGGGAUCGAGCCCUAAUGCUGGGAAACAGCAAAGUUAUGAUGUAAACAACAUCUACAUGAACAUCCCCUCACAUGAAAGUCUCUAUGAGAACGUUAACCAGGAUUUCCAAACCCAUGCUGGUGAGGAAGAGGAGACAGGCGAAAACCAGAACAUCUGCGCAAGAGCACUUUAUGACUACCAAGCUUUGGAUGACUCAGAGAUCACUUUUGACCCGGAUGAUAUUAUCACAGGGAUCGAGAUGAUAGAUGAGGGCUGGUGGAGAGGUUACAGUCCUGAUGGUCACUACGGAUUGUUUCCUGCUAAUUAUGUUGAGCUUCUUUAAGUCUACAGUAACCAAUCAGAUGCAGUAUCAUGUAACAAAAUGAUUAUGGUUUGUUAAUGUGUUUUAAUUAUGUUACUGGGCUUUUGAAAAAUCUGUUUUCUUACUUUAUCCAAAUAAAGUUCA